CAUGUGCCAUGCGGAAGCGGCGCCCUACCAAAAAUGGCAAAAAAAAUAAAAUAAAAAUAAAAAAGAAAUAGUAGCCAAUGUCCAAGUCCAGCUCCUCCAGCAGCAGCAAAAAGCCAAACACGCAAGAUUUAUGCGCUGGCAGCGACCAAUUGCCAGUGGAGCCGAAAUUAUUGAGGAAUUUGCGCAAAAAGCGGUAGAAAGAAAACAAAAACCAAAAAAAACGAAAAAAAAAUUCAUUAGAUUUCUGGCUUGGCACAUUUCACUUUCGCGGCCAAUUACAUCACCCGCAGAUAGACGCAGAAGUUGAGCCACAAAUUUGUCGCCCCACCGACAUAUGCUCAGUGGGAGCACAAGGUAAAGGGAUCGAAGCAAAUAAACAUAAUCUUAAUAUAUGCAAUGCUUCAAAUGUGGAACAGUCACAAAUUAUAAUUAGCUUAAGCUGUGCGCGUUCACAGGUCGAAAGUUGAAAUUCUGCGGACUGUUCUGCCAGUUGCUCAGCGAAAGUCGCGCGACGAGGAUUGACUAUGCUUGGAAGUGGACUACUUGGCAUUUGUGUGCUGCUCUUGCGGCUGCUUGGCGGCACAGCUCAGCAUUACACCGACUGGGGCACACACUUUCUGGACAUGUCAUACGGCCGGGCAACACCAGCCAGCCCGGGCAACAUCUCCAGCAAUCCGCACAUCAAUGCCAUUGAGCAUCAGGAGGAGCCGCCGACGCGCAUUGUCAACGGCAUACGCAUACCCUGCGAACGGGCACCCUAUCAGGUGGCGCUGCGCUACGAGGGUCAGUUCGUUUGCGGCGGCAGCAUAUUGUCCCGCUAUUGGGUGCUCACGGCCGCCCACUGUGUCGUCGGCUACAGGGGCAACUAUCGGGUGCGUGUGGGCUCCGCGCUGCAGCCAAGCGGCGGCCAGCUGCAUCGGGUGCUGUUUGCUGUGCCCCAUCGCGGCUACAACAAGAAGACCAUGCAGAACGAUCUGGCGCUGUUACGCCUGGCCACGCCCCUGCGCUAUGGGCGCUGCGUGCAGCCGGCGCGCCUGCCCAGCAGCAGUCGGGAAAAGCAGUCGCCCUCGCCGCGCUGCUACAUGGUCAGCGGCUGGGGCUUGCGCAAGGCGUCGGCACAGAAUGUCCAGCGGCAUCUGCGCGCCACCGUCGUGUGCAGGGUAUCAGCCGGUCGGUGUCGCGGCAUGUACAAAAAGGGCGGCGUGCGCAUCUACAACCAAAUGCUGUGCGCCCAGCGUCUGGGCCACGACAGCUGCUCCGGCGACUCGGGCGGACCGCUGGCAUUUGGACGCACGCUCUACGGCGUCGUCUCCUUUGGCAUUGGCUGCGCCAACAAAAACUAUCCGGGCGUCUACGUAAAUGUCAGGCGAUUCAGAGGCUGGAUACGCUAUGUCACCAAGAGCUUCUCUUAAGAUUUGAGUACGUUUGAACAGGAAAAAUAAAAUACGCUUUUGCAAAACUCAAAAAUGAUUUUCAAUUUAGAGAUGACUCGAAUA
Messenger RNA from Drosophila novamexicana, 1496 nucleotides. Its product is annotated as trypsin alpha-3-like. Gene Ontology annotation, molecular function: serine-type endopeptidase activity. Gene Ontology annotation, biological process: proteolysis. The record is from RefSeq and is a predicted model, not a curated record. NCBI's taxonomy places the organism in Eukaryota, Metazoa, Arthropoda, Insecta, Diptera, Drosophilidae. Bases 525 to 1412 code for a protein of 295 amino acids. The transcript has a single exon.